AGCAUGGUUACGGCCCCAACCUGUGUACGUAAGCGAACGCUAGACUUUAGCUGCAAAUAUCGUAACCUAGAUAAAUUUUCAACCGAUGUGGAACACUUUCUGGAAGAGUACGAUCACAUAGUGCAACACUCCCUAGCGUACCACAGAAGCUUCCGGCGACAUUUAAAGCAGCUGUACAAUGCCAUUACGGAGCUGUUACAAAAAUUCGACCACAUUCAAUCCAGCGGUACGAAAGGACAAUUGUUCAUGGAGAAGUUUUGCUGUGGAGUUUUGUUUGACGAUAGCGAAGAACUGAAGCGGCACUACUUUGAAUAUCACAACUUUGCACGGCUUAUCCAUCCAAGCAUAGUGGAGCUUCGUUCUGGACAUGGUAAACUGCAAUACUUUCAACGCCGCGUGCAGGAGUAUCUGUAUUACGCUACCGAAUCUACCACAGUUUUAGUGAUGAAUUUGAAAAAAAUUGCCAACAACUUGUACACCACGUUGGAGCGUGGUCCGAAGUGGUAGCGGGAU
Messenger RNA from Anopheles maculipalpis, 513 nucleotides. RefSeq lists its product as uncharacterized. NCBI's taxonomy places the organism in Eukaryota, Metazoa, Arthropoda, Insecta, Diptera, Culicidae. The record is from RefSeq and is a predicted model, not a curated record. The transcript has 4 exons. Bases 4 to 507 code for a protein of 167 amino acids.